Molecule: messenger RNA, 558 nt
Organism: Halichondria panicea
Lineage: Eukaryota; Metazoa; Porifera; Demospongiae; Suberitida; Halichondriidae
Product: D-2-hydroxyglutarate dehydrogenase, mitochondrial-like
Exons: 6
Coding region: 51-524 (157 amino acids)
Cellular component (GO): mitochondrion
Molecular function (GO): catalytic activity; flavin adenine dinucleotide binding
Source: RefSeq, a predicted model, not a curated record
CUAACGAUGAACAUGAUAAGGAGAAACUCAAUUCGUUUUUGGAAUAUAUUAUGGAUGAGGGUAUCAUUCAAGAUGGGACUGUGGCUACAGACUUGACAAAGGUUAAAGGAUUGUGGGAGCAGAGGGAGAGAAUUGCCGAGGCUAGUGUCCGUGAAGGAGUGGCUUAUGCGUACGAUGUGUCUCUACCACUGAGCGUGUACUAUGACCUUGUGGAGGUCGUACGAGAGAGGGUCAAAGAUGUGGCAAAAUGUACAAUAGGUUUUGGACAUAUUGGCGACGGUAACCUUCAUUUUGAGAUAAUCGCAGACUCCCACUCGACUGACCUACUGAAUCUGAUAGAGCCUUUUGUGUUUGAUUGGACAGCCUCACACAAGGGGAGCAUAUCUGCUGAGCAUGGCUUAGGAUUCAAGAAAGCACAAUACAUCUAUCAUUCUAAAUCCUCUGUAGCUGUGGACUUUAUGAAGAACAUUAAGAAACUUUUUGAUUCCAAUAACAUUUUGAAUCCUUACAAAACUCUGCCUUAACAUGUUCUAAAUAUAAUUAUGUUAUAAUUAAGUG